CUGUGUGUCCCGUCCUAGCGGGGGACCGCGUGUGUGCCUGCUUCUACCUCCCUGGGUCCUCCCUCUCUCCGCCUCCCUCUCUCCGGCGCUUCCUACCCUAACCCCAACCACCUGUGCACCGGAGAAACCCAACUCCUCCCGCUCCGCGUCCCGGGGGAGUAGGCAGGGGCAGGGCCACGCCGCAGAGGGGGCCGCCGCCGCCUCCUGCCUCCUCCUCGUCUCCUCCCCUCCCCCGUCUGACGCUACCUCCUCGGGAAGGGUGUUUGGAGGGCAGCGGCCGCCCCAAGCCGGAGCCCUGCAGCGCUUCUUAUGAUCAGCUCGGUGUGUGUCUCCUCCUACCGCGGGCGCAAGUCGGGGAACAAGCCUCCGUCCAAAACAUGUCUGAAGGAGGAGAUGGCCAAGGGCGAGGCGUCGGAGAAGAUCAUCAUCAACGUGGGCGGCACGCGACAUGAGACCUACCGCAGUACCCUGCGCACCCUACCGGGAACCCGCCUCGCGUGGCUGGCCGACCCCGACGGCGGGGGCCGGCCGGAGACCGAUGGCGGCGGUGCGGGCAGCAGCGGCGGCGGGGGCUGCGAGUUCUUCUUCGACAGGCACCCGGGCGUCUUUGCCUACGUGCUCAACUACUACCGCACCGGCAAGCUGCACUGCCCCGCCGAUGUGUGCGGGCCGCUCUUCGAGGAGGAGCUCACCUUCUGGGGCAUCGACGAGACCGACGUGGAGCCCUGCUGCUGGAUGACCUACCGGCAGCACCGCGACGCCGAGGAGGCGCUCGACAUCUUCGAGAGCCCGGACGGAGGCGGCAGCGGCGCGGGGCCCGGCGAAGAGGCCGGCGACGAUGAGCGGGAGCUGGCCCUGCAGCGACUGGGCCCCCACGAGGGAGGGGCAGGCCAUGGCGCGGGGUCUGGGGGCUGCCGCGGCUGGCAGCCCCGCAUGUGGGCGCUCUUCGAGGAUCCCUACUCCUCCCGGGCAGCUAGGGUAGUGGCCUUUGCCUCUCUCUUCUUCAUCCUGGUCUCCAUCACCACCUUCUGUCUGGAGACCCAUGAGGCCUUUAAUAUCGACCGCAACGUGACGGAGAUCCUCCGUGUGGGGAACAUCACCAGUGUGCACUUCCGGCGGGAGGUGGAGACGGAGCCCAUCCUGACCUACAUCGAGGGCGUGUGUGUGCUGUGGUUCACGCUGGAGUUUUUGGUGCGCAUCGUGUGCUGCCCUGACACGCUGGACUUCAUCAAGAACCUGCUCAACAUCAUCGACUUUGUGGCCAUCCUGCCCUUCUACCUGGAGGUGGGGCUGAGCGGCCUGUCUUCCAAGGCGGCCCGCGACGUGCUGGGCUUCCUGCGUGUGGUGCGCUUCGUGCGCAUCCUGCGUAUCUUCAAGCUCACACGCCACUUCGUGGGGUUGCGUGUGCUAGGCCACACCCUGCGGGCCAGCACCAAUGAGUUCCUGCUGCUUAUCAUCUUCCUGGCCCUAGGCGUGCUCAUCUUUGCCACCAUGAUCUACUACGCAGAGCGCAUCGGGGCCAGGCCCUCUGACCCUCGGGGCAAUGACCACACCGACUUCAAGAACAUCCCCAUUGGCUUCUGGUGGGCUGUGGUCACCAUGACGACACUGGGCUAUGGGGACAUGUACCCCAAGACGUGGUCAGGCAUGCUGGUGGGGGCGCUGUGUGCGCUGGCUGGCGUGCUCACUAUCGCCAUGCCGGUGCCUGUCAUUGUCAACAACUUCGGCAUGUACUACUCCCUGGCCAUGGCCAAGCAGAAGCUGCCCAAGAAACGGAAGAAGCACGUGCCACGGCCAGCCCAGCUGGAGUCACCCAUGUACUGCAAGUCUGAAGAGACCUCCCCCCGGGACAGCACCUACAGUGAUACCAGCCCCCCUGCCCGGGAAGAGGGUAUGAUGGAGAGGAAACGGGCAGAUUCUAAGCAGAAUGGCGAUGCCAACGCGGUGCUGUCUGAUGAGGAGGGAGCUGGCCUCACCCAGCCCCUGGCCUCCUCCCCCACCCUGGAGGAGCGCCGGGCCCUGCGACGCUCCGCCACUCGAGACAGAAACAAGAAGGCAGCUGCGUGCUUCCUGCUCAGCGCUGGGGACUAUGCCUGUGCCGAUGGUAGUGUCCGGAAAGGUGGGAUGCUAAUUACAUGAGAAAGUGGAUGGAUGGGUCCUUUGGAACUCCUGAAGCGCUACUGAAGGCGAAGAAACCAGAGAGUAAUUUGAUGGAGAUCUCACAGAUAGAUUUCACAGGCCGAUUUUGACCAUGCUUCUACACUGGCUCUGUGGCCAGACACAGCCACAGUGAGGAGCUGGCCCCUUGGCACCAGCACCACCACGACGUCGAUUGCCAUCGUUUCCCGGUCCACAGCCAGACCGCUAUUUCUGGCUCCCCUGGCUUUGCCACUUGUGAGCUGCGUGACCUUGGCCAAAUGACUUAACCUCUCUAAGCAUGGUCUGUGAAAUGGAGAUAAUGAUACAUCUUUAGAUUUUGCCCAGAGGAGUAAAUGGAGGUGGAAUAUGUGAAGGGGCUAUAGACCCAGGUAGGAAACAGUGCUCAGUGUGUGUCCUUCCCCACUGACAUUGAGGAACCCUGCCCUGGCAGGCAUGACUUGCACAAUAGAAGCACUAGAAGCCCUUUUUCAGAGGGGUUGAGAGGGUGGAGGCAGGUCCAGCUCGAGGUAGGGCCUUGGGACACCAGUGCUCAUGAGAUAACUCACCGUCACGCCCAUUUCCCCCUUGACGACCCGGAAACAGUGGCACCUGCAUGCUUGCUUCCUGAAGCAGUGAGAGGCCAGAGGGAAACACACACCCCUGAAAGCAGGAUCUCAGAAGCUGAGAAGGGGAAUACGAAGAGGAGGAGAAGGAGGGGGACAGGGAGAGUGGCAGAGAGAGGAGCAGGAGCCUCGGAGCCAGCCGGGAGAGAAAAAGCAGGCAGGGAAGGGGGAGAGACUGCACCCGGCUGUGGGGAGAGGCUGCGGAGCCUAAAAUGAACUGAACAGGCUGGAAAUAGAACAGCCGGGCAAACCCCAAACGCUCUGUUUGGGUGUCUGCUGAGUGAGCACGUGAAUGAGCAGAACGGGGCAACAAUGCAAGGAAGAGGUGGCACAUUUCACCCUGGAGGUAGGUCAGAACAAGAGGCACGUAUUCCAGUCCAGCACAGAUUAGUCAGGGUUCUUUUUCCGCAAUGUUUUCUUUAGGUAAUCGUUAUUUUUAACAGGCUGGUUUGGUGGUGGGAUUAGCCUGACGCCACUCCAUCAUUGGCAGGUGGACGGUUUGGGUUUCUUUGAGACCAAGACCACUCUGGGUUCUUAUUUUAACUGUGGAUGCCACUGGUUUGGGGAGAAGAGAUCUUAAUCCACUUUCCAAUUGGAGGCUCAGGAAUCCAAGCUGUGUAAUGGAAUACAUUUCCCUUAUUAGAACAAACCCUAACUCGGGUGCGGUGGCACAUGUCUGUAGUCCCAGCUACUCAACAGGCUGAGACGGGAGGAUGGCUUGAGCCCAGGAGUUUGAGGUUGCAGUGCACUAUGACGGCACCUCUAAAUUAGUCAUGGCACUGCAGCCUGGGCAACAUAGCGAGACUCUGUCUAAAAAUAAAAAAUAGAAAGAACAAAAAGUCCAGUUCCAGGAUGGGUCAGGACUAGCCUGGGGGGCCCUGCCUCUCUCAGCUCACAGAGCCAUGCCAUGUCUCACACACACCAACACACUUCGCCCUGGGAGGUGCCCAGGCCACCUGUGGUUCUGCCAUGGGCUGGUUCCUUCCCCGAUCACCAGCAGCUCCACCUCUCUGAUUCUCCCCACCUCUCCCCUCAGCCCCCUGACACACAAUAUGAAGAACUUUCGGUCUAGAAAUGAGACAUGGGACCAGCAGAGGCUAUGAAGAUAAUGAGCCACGUGGCCCCGAUGGCUGCCAUUUAGCUCAAUCCAAGGCAUCCAUGCCGUGGGGGGUUUGCUCCAUCACUGGUUUCUCUAGAAUUAACUCAGCUGUACUUGACACUGAAUGUGGACAGGAAUUAGGGGGCCUGAACUCCAGCCUCCCUUCCGCCAUGGGCUAUGCAGUCUGGCAACUUGCUUAACCUGGCUGAGCUGCAGUUCCCCAUUUGGGAUAAAGUCAGGGAUAACACUGCCCACCUCAGCAAGUUCACACAAAACUCCAGUAGAUCCUGUACCCCUCCUACUUAGCUCAAUAACUUGACAUUGUAUAAGGUUUAAUUUCCCUCCUUCCUCCCUUCCUUCUUUUCUGGAUGAGCUUUAAGAACCUUUCCCAAUUCAAUAGGUAGAUUCCACUAGAGAACCUUUGAGGAAAGCUAAAUUGGGGAGAAAAGGAACAUAGGCUAGCCCACAGCCUCCCCAUGAGGGGCUGGGGCUGGAGGGGUAGGUCUGGCAGAGGAGAGAAGGGGAGAGACGAGUGAUCAGAGGGUCUCAACCUAAGUGCUGGUGGCUUCUGUGGCAGAGAGGCAACUGAACCUAUAUGUGGUAUUUGGAUCACAGCUGGAAUUCAGACUGGAUUUUGGCUUUAAUAAAAUAUUUGACAUUUUGUGGAGCUCAGUUUUAAACAUGGGGCUGAGAGCUGGCAGAUCUAUGUCCAUUUAGGACCAUUCCCCAAGUUCUAACUCAGUUUCCUCUGCUGCUCUGGGCUUCAGUGUUCUCUGCUCUUCCUGUCAUCAGAAGGCAUUCGGUGAUCAGUUAAUGGCAAAAAGCAUCAGAAGCAAGAAGACUUAUCUCUAAGGAGAUCAGGCCAGAGUUUUCAACUGGGUAGUUAUCCUGCACUUGGUGAUUGUACAACCCUAAGUGGAAAUAGGACCCUAAAGUCCACUCUCUUCCGAGACUAGUCACUUGGAAACACAGCAGCCAUAAGGAAGCUGAUUUAAGACCCUUCGGUUCUGCUUCCAUAACGCACCCCCAACAGAGCUGGCUUGGCUAUGGAACCGUCCAGAAAUCUCUCCCUCUCCACACUGCCUCUUCUCUUCCUGUUAGGCAAGGGCUCUUGGCCUGAAGAAACUUGCCCAGUGCAUGUAUCUUGUCUUCAGGUUGAACAAGAGGUUCAACAAGUCAGUUUCCUCUUUCUGACAUUGAGAGGGUGGAGAUCAAGGAGAAUGUUUCAGAGAACGAAGGAGUUCUUGGCUCUUUGUAUUAUCUGUGCCUGUUCCAGCUCUGGCUGCCCUUGUUUGACCUGCUUCUUGCAGGAGGUAGAGACCAGCAUGGUAGGGAAUGCCCACAAAGUACUCCAGGCUUCUCGGAUAUAAAGGACAGAAAAAUCAAAGCUGGCUCUUACCUCCAUCCAGAUGGAUGGGGUUAAAAAUAGUCCAAGCCCAUUUCUUGCCUCACUUGUCCAGUGGCUAAGUUAAUGCCAAACUGGGAUUUCUCUGACCUCAUGUUAACCCAACCUCAAGGCUACCAGAGUAUCAGCUACUAAAUCACCAAUCUAUAAAAGUCAUCUUGCAGCCUUUUUCAGAUCCCUGAAGGAGCCUUUAAUCCAUCCUGACCUCAGAAGCCACCUUGCACCCUCUGCCUGUAUUUGGGAAUCACCUCUAUCACUUGGUGCCCAGAAAAUAUUUUUAGCUACGAAUAAUGACUCAGACUUCAUCCCCAUUUACAACUGGGGUGAUGAGGGUAGGGAGUUGGAAAAGAUUCCACCAGCCACAGGUCUAACAGCUCCUUGAACGAAGUUUGCUAAAAGACGAGACUGGUCAUGCCCUUCCUCUUCUGAAAAGUCUUCUCUGACUCCCUGCUGGAUAAAGGUGAGAUGCGUCAGUGUGGCUUCCCGGAACCUUCACCAUCUGGUCCCAGCCUCUCUUUUGGGCCUCAGUCAGUCCCUGCCACACAGUCGGACUCCAAUCUCAUACACACAGGAGUGUUUGAAUGUGUGCACUUUCCUGCAUUGGGUCACACACUUCCCUGUGCUUGGGAGUGUCCCCUCCUUUCCUCCACCUUGUGAACCGGCUCAUCCUUUGUGUAGUCUUUUCAUUCUUUCUUUCUUUUCUCUUUUUUUGGUACACAUUUAUUGGGUACAAGUGCAAUUUUGUCACAUGCAUAGAUUGCACAGUAGUAACAUCAGGGCUUUUAGGGUAUCGGUCACUCAGAUAACAUACAUUGUACCCAUGAAGUAAUUUCUCAUGACCCACCCCUCUCCUGCUCUCUCUCCCUCUGAGUCUCCAUUGUCCGUCAUUCCACUCUCUACAUCCAUGUGUGCACAUUUUUAAGCUCCAACUUAUGAGUGAGAACAUGAGAUAUUUGUCUUCCUGUGUCUAACUUAUUUCACCUCUUGUUCCAUUUAUGUUGCUACAAAAGACAUAAUUUCAUUCUUUUUGUGGCUGCAUAAUAUUCCAUGUGUAUGUGUAUCAUGU
Messenger RNA from Sapajus apella (tufted capuchin), 6332 nucleotides. It is a transcript of the gene KCNC4, whose product is annotated as potassium voltage-gated channel subfamily C member 4. The coding region runs from base 310 to 2139 and encodes 609 amino acids. Gene Ontology annotation, cellular component: neuronal cell body membrane; axon; voltage-gated potassium channel complex. Gene Ontology annotation, molecular function: protein binding; delayed rectifier potassium channel activity. Gene Ontology annotation, biological process: protein homooligomerization; potassium ion transmembrane transport. Lineage: Eukaryota; Metazoa; Chordata; Mammalia; Primates; Cebidae. The record is from RefSeq and is a predicted model, not a curated record. The transcript is spliced from 5 exons.